Messenger RNA from Doryrhamphus excisus (bluestripe pipefish), 1423 nucleotides. It is a transcript of the gene kcnmb3, whose product is annotated as potassium calcium-activated channel subfamily M regulatory beta subunit 3. Gene Ontology annotation, cellular component: membrane; voltage-gated potassium channel complex. NCBI's taxonomy places the organism in Eukaryota, Metazoa, Chordata, Actinopteri, Syngnathiformes, Syngnathidae. Gene Ontology annotation, molecular function: potassium channel regulator activity; calcium-activated potassium channel activity. The record is from RefSeq and is a predicted model, not a curated record. Gene Ontology annotation, biological process: potassium ion transport; detection of calcium ion.
AUGUUCUUGAACGCAGCCUCUCCCCGGAGAUCGUUCAGCAUCCCAAUUAACAUCAACCUGCAGGGUGCACGCAGGCGGCAGACUCGGGAGCUCCUCCACAAAGCGACAGCCCAGGAGCCAGAGCGGAUCCAAGGUGACGAACAUGAUGGUCACGAUGUUCGGACCCCGGUGGCGGUGUCAAGUGUCGGGGAAGACCGAGCCAUCCUUUUGGGCUUCAGCAUGAUGGCCUUCUCUGUGCUCAUGUUCUUUGUGGUCGGCAUCACUAUGGUCAAACCUCACAUUGACAGUAAGUGGGAGGAAGAAGACAGAUGCAUGCUGCUGCACACUGAAAUCCUGAAUGAGUGGGUCGACUGCAGAGGCGUGAGCACCAUACCGUGCCUCACGGUGACCGUUCAACUAGCAGCCUCCAAUCAAAGCGCCUUUCUGCAUUUUGACGAGGAGUCUGUGUUGCUUACGCCCAAGUGUUUCUACGUGCCCAAAUGUCAGAUGGACCAAACAGAACUUGAAGGUGAAGUCCUCAAGGUGAAAAGCAACUUGGACGCUCAGCUGGGAACCACCUCGUCAUGCUUGACGGACCCCACCAGGCACCCCGGGGACGUCAUCUUGAACAGAAAGUACACUCUGAAGAGGACCCUGUUGGCUCUGCUGUGGCCCGGUCUGAUGCUGGGCGGUGGAGCCCUGCUGGUGGGCUUGGUGAAGCUGACACAGUGCCUUGCUCAUCUGUCCUGUGAGAUAUGUAGCAUGGCAGCAGGGGGUAGGCUGACUGCAAAAUACACCCACAGUAAAUUCUAUAAAAUCAUCCACAGGUCCACUGUGUCCUCUGCGAUGUGACUUAUCCUGGAUGAUGCUGUCAGGAAUUAAAACUAUUUAUUGAAGUACAAUGGAAGCUGAACUUCCCCUUUAAAUUUUAUUCAAUAAUUGCUCAAAUGUGCGUUGGUAAACAUAAUAUGGAGACUUUACAUUUUGUGAGUAUACUCAGCACACUGGUCUACAAGCAAAAUGCUUCGGGAACAAAAGUAGUGAUAUUUACUUGAUUUAAGUCACUAAUAAAGUGCAGAUUGGCUAUAGUUUCCAACAUAAAAUCAAAGUCGGACAUUUAGCAAAAUAAGCUAAAAAUGGUAGUACAGUAUGUCUACAAGGAACCGGUUCUGUCUGCACAUUCCUAUACAUUCAUUUCAGUUUGUCUAGAGUUUGCAGAAAUCUCAUGAACGGCAGCAGAAAUUGACUUUUGCAUCCGAGUUUCUUAGAAACUACAAAGAAGAUAAUUAUAAGCAGCUGGUACCAAGUCCUACAAAGCCCUUGACAAGUGCAACUUAAAUUAUUAUUAUUAUUUUUAAGCAUACAUGCCUAAUUUUGAUACAAAAUUUAUGCAAAUAAAUGAAAUUUUGCCACGUUUAUCUCGGAAUUGAGUCCAAACGUUUGU